Molecule: messenger RNA, 1632 nt
Organism: Adineta steineri
Lineage: Eukaryota; Metazoa; Rotifera; Eurotatoria; Adinetida; Adinetidae
Source: the annotation of a GenBank genome assembly
AUGACUGAAAAAAACAUUCGUAGAUUUCAAACAGCUCUUUUAUUAAUUACAAAUCCAAUUCGUGCACGAAUUCCAUCUAUUCUUUCUUCUGUAAUUCCAUAUGUUGAAAGAAAUCUUUAUGUUAUUUUUCAAAAUCCAAAUAUUCAUUUAACAACAUCUUCGGAAAAAUUAUUCCAUGAUUCUGAUCAACAAAAACAACGGAUACGACCUAUGUUACAUGCUAUUUAUAAACAAUUAACAGCAACAAAAUAUCCUUCUGUUGACAUUCUACUUCAUAAUAUUGAUUCAACAAUUAAAUCAACAAAUCCAUUGCGAUUACCUCGUCAAUGUCAAGUAGUUUUUGCUGAUUGUUUAGCAUCACCGGGAUUGUAUAGUUAUUGUCGAGAUCAUUUUUGUCAAUUAGAUCAAGAUUUUGAAAUUCGAACAAUUGAUGAAAAAGAAACAAAAGAAGAUCAAUCUACUGAUAGUUCAUCUAUAUCUGAUAAUGAUUUAUUUAAUAAUAAACCUACAAGUCAAUAUAACCGAGGCGUUUUGGGUGGUACAUUUGAUAGAUUACAUAAUGGACAUAAAUUAUUACUUACAGAAAGUGCUUUACUUUGUGAUGAGAAGAUUGUUGUUGGUAUAACCGAUGGUAUUAUGAUACAGAAUAAGGUAUUAGCAGAAGUUCUCGAGCCAAUUGCUGAUCGUAUGUCAAAUGUUCGUUCAUUUAUUGAUUUAAUUCGACCAAGUAUUCAUGUUCAUUGUGAACCAAUUGAAGAUCCAUGUGGCCCAUCAGCAACAAUGGCUGAUUUAAAUUGUAUUAUCGUUUCGGAAGAAACAAAACUAGGUGCUGUACAAGUUAAUAAAGAAAGAAAAGAAAAUGGUUUAUCUCAACUACCUGUUCAUGUUGUACAGACGAUUCCAGCUAGUGAUGAUAAUCAUGAUGGAGAUGAUAAAUUAAGUUCAACAUCACUUCGACGAGAAAUGCUUAGCAUUCUUCUUAAACCACCAUUGAAAUCAGCUGAAUUAAAUCGUCCAUAUAUUAUUGGCCUUACUGGUGGUAUAGGUUCAGGAAAAUCAAGUAUUGCUCGUCGAAUUGAAAAACUUGGUGCUGGUAUUGUUGAUUGUGAUAAAUUAGGACAUGAAACAUAUAAAGUCGAUACUGACGUCUAUAAGAAACUAAUUGAAACAUUCGGUGAAGAAAUAAUUAAUUCCAUUGAUCGUUCUAUCGAUCGAAAAGUACUUGGUAAGAAAGUCUUUCAAUCAUCCGAUGAACUCAAAAAGCUAACAGAUAUUGUCUGGCCUGCUAUUUUAAAUUUGGCACAAGAACGUACCGAAAACUUAUUUAAAGAAGGUAAAAAUGUGAUUAUACUUGAUGCAGCUGUAUUACUUGAAGCAAAAUGGACAGUAGCAGUAAAUGAAAUAUGGAUUGCAUCUAUUCCUCCAAAAGAAGCUAUUCGGCGUGUUAUGGAACGAGAUCAUAUAUCAUCUGAUGAAGCAAAACGUCGUUUAAAUGCUCAAAUGUCAAAUCAAGAACGAUUUCCAUAUGCUAAUGUUCUUCUCUGUACUUAUUGGGCAGAAAGUGUUACUCAAAAACAAGUUGAACAUGCUUGGCACUUACUUUUAAAACGAAUUAAUGUUUCUUCAGUUUAA